Molecule: messenger RNA, 339 nt
Organism: Fusarium pseudograminearum CS3096
Lineage: Eukaryota; Fungi; Ascomycota; Sordariomycetes; Hypocreales; Nectriaceae
Exons: 3
Coding region: 1-339 (112 amino acids)
Biological process (GO): vacuolar proton-transporting V-type ATPase complex assembly
Cellular component (GO): endoplasmic reticulum membrane
Source: RefSeq, a predicted model, not a curated record
AUGGCCACCCGACGUAUUGUUGCUACGGAAAAGACCUUCCUUGAUAAGGAUGACCCUAUUGACGAAACCUCAAGCACAGCUCCUGCUGUACCCAGCCAAGUCAUUUACAAGCUCCUGGCCUUUACUUUUGCCAUGGUGUUUAUACCAAUUGGUUCAUACUUCCUCACCGUCAACACUGUCUUCAAUGGCAAGUCUCUCCACACAUUCCUGUGCAACUCUUCUUUCGCCGGCGGCUUGGCUGCUGUGCUGGCCAAUGUCGUCCUCAUAGGAUACAUUAUCGUUGCCAUGAAGGAGGACCAGUCGGACCAACUAAAGGCGGAAAACAAGAAGGACAAGUAG